GACCCACACACUGCUUGUUCGUCAGAGAAGACGCUCUUGUGAGGUCACCGAGGCCCGGGGGCGAGCCUGGUCCGGCGCUAUAUAAUCUUCCCGGUCCGGUGGACGAAACCAGCGCACUGAAUCAGACAGGAGACAAAGCAAGCACACACUGAGCAAACAAACAUGGUGAAGAUCACUUUCCAGCCAGUGUCGGCGCAGAAACCCGAAAAAGACAACGAUGAGGACAAGAUCAUUAUACCUCAGGCUCACGGGCAGUCGGUUCACCCAGUCAGGCCAAAGAAGCCUUUUCCAACCGGCCUGUGCUGCCUUGCCUUGGGCCUGGCAGUUUUCUUGAUAGGACUGGUGUUGGCGUCUGUCUUUAUCUAUCGCCACUACUAUAUACCUCAGCAGAUCCCAGAAGACAGUUUGUUCCAUUGUCGGGUUAUCUUCGAGGACUCUGUGUAUGCUCCUCUGAGGGGGCGGCAAGAACUCGAGGAAAACGUCGGCAUCUACCUUGAAGACAACUACGAGCAGAUCAGCGUACCCGUGCCGCGUUUUGGUGGCAGCGAUCCUGCCGAUAUCAUCCACGACUUUCAGAGGGGCCUUACAGCUUAUCACGACAUCGCACUGGACAAAUGCUACAUCACCGAGCUGAACACAACCUUAGUGAUGCCACCACGCAACCUGUGGGAGCUGCUCGUCAAUGUCAAGAGAGGGACGUACCUUCCUCAGACGUACAUCAUCCAGGAGGAGAUGAUGGUGACGGGGAGGGUGAGGAACAUGAGGCAGCUGGGCCCUUUCAUUCACAGGCUCUGUUACGGCAGAGAAACUUACCGCCUCAGACGCCGCAGCCAGCGCCAACGUAUUGAGAGGCGUGAGACCAAGAAUUGUCACAGCAUCCGCCACUUUGAGAACACUUUUGUGGUCGAGACUGUGAUCUGCGACCGGUUCUAAAUCUGAGGUGGAAAUCACAGCCAUCCAACACUGAAGCCAAUUUAAACCAUACCUCUUGAAUUCCUUAAGCGUUAAACUGCACUUUAAGAGCAAGCGUUUGUCUCGAAGUUUUAGUUUCAGUUCCAGUUGGAAUGUUUUUGUUUAUGCUUUUAUUUUUUUUGAAACGUCCGUGUACUAUGUUAAUGUCUUUUUAAUUUAAACGGAUUCCUGGAUGAUGUUAUAGAUUUGUUUAGAUAUAUCUGUAGCUUGUCAUGUCGUGCAGAACGUGUUAACCUGUGCAUGUAAGUUUGUGACAUUUACAUCAAUGGACUUGAUUUCAUUUCAUUUUUAUACUUGUCCUCGUAUUUUUUUCCAAUUAAGUUAUUUUUAGUUACUUUUUUUGUUGUUGUUUUGAAUGUCGGAAGGUGGCGAAACAUACCUCAUGUAGUUAAGAUAUUACUUUGCUGGUUGAUAUCAUAAUGAGUGGUGUAUAUAACUUUGAUUGUUCCUAAGCAAUAUAUACUGUACAUUGAUUUUCUUCUUAAUUUCAUAUUGUUACAUGCAUAGAUUUUUAUCUCAGAUCAACUUGUUUUGUGGAUGAUCAUUUCUUUCUUGUUUGCCUUUUAGUUUUGUUCUUCUCACACUUUCCUACUCCUUGGAUAUAAACGGCUUUAGACUGUAAUUAGUAGCAGUGCUGUAGAAGGACAGAAGGAACCAAAGUCUGCAGUCAGGGAUGCUACAAGCUUGGUUUUAAGGACAUAUGAAUUAUUCAUAAAGAACGCUUUAUAGUCUAGAUCACUUACUGUAGAUGAUAUCAAAGGCUAAAAACUCAUGUUGUCUUGCUCUUCCUCCUCUUCACUCAGAUUUGCCUGUUGUCUUCAGCUCUUGCCAUUUCCCAAUCUUUCCUAUCUUGGCAUUAUAAUGUUCUCUGAUGUUUGUUCGUCCCAGCUUAAAAAAGGAAAAGAUUUUGGGCUGUCUUUCUGAUGUAUAAGUUGGAGUAAAUCUGAUUCUGUUGAGAGAGAGAGAUCUGUGAUCUGUUAUCAUAUUUCACUGUCUUGGAUACUGUAUUUCGCUGUACAGUCAAUUUUUCUUGUAAAAUCUUGCUGCUUUA
Messenger RNA from Pelmatolapia mariae (spotted tilapia), 2023 nucleotides. It is a transcript of the gene itm2cb, whose product is annotated as integral membrane protein 2Cb. Gene Ontology annotation, cellular component: extracellular exosome; plasma membrane; Golgi apparatus. Gene Ontology annotation, molecular function: amyloid-beta binding. The transcript has 6 exons. The coding region runs from base 163 to 933 and encodes 256 amino acids. NCBI's taxonomy places the organism in Eukaryota, Metazoa, Chordata, Actinopteri, Cichliformes, Cichlidae. Gene Ontology annotation, biological process: negative regulation of amyloid precursor protein biosynthetic process. The record is from RefSeq and is a predicted model, not a curated record.